Messenger RNA from Cinclus cinclus, 2699 nucleotides. RefSeq names its product M-phase specific PLK1 interacting protein (gene MPLKIP). Lineage: Eukaryota; Metazoa; Chordata; Aves; Passeriformes; Cinclidae. The record is from RefSeq and is a predicted model, not a curated record. Gene Ontology annotation, cellular component: centrosome; midbody; nucleus.
AUGCGUCAGCAAGAAGAAAUUAAUCGGCACGAUUAUCCCAGAGUUCAUUUCGUUGUUUCUUUAGCAGCUGCAGAGCUGCGGCCAUUCGCCGACAGCCACGAACGCCGUGAGCCCCAUCGUCUGAGCCUGGCGGGAUGGGAAGGACGGCGCCUCGCCCGGCCCGCGGAACGUUUAGAGCCCGGAACCUGCCGCCCGCCUGGCGGGGAAGAGGCGGGGGAAGAGAAAAGAGCGGACGCGGCGCCGCCGCCAUUGUCCGGGUUCCGCUCCAGCCGCCGCCGCCAUUCCCGGCCUGUCCCGGCCAUGUACCGGCCGGGAUUCCGCGCACCGACACCUCCCUACGCGGGCGGCGGCUUCCGGAGCCCUCCCACCGGCGGGGGGCCCCUGCCGCCCUCUCCGCGGGGCUACGGGAGCCCCCACCACACGCCGCCCUACGGCCAGCGGCCCGGGCCGUACGGCAGCGGCCUCUCGCCCCGAGGCCCCGGGUUCCACGGGCGCUUCGGGAGCCCCUCGCCCGGGGCACAGACCCCGCGCAGGCCGCAGAGCGUCAGUCCCCGGUACCCGGCUCCGUACGGCGGCGCGUCCCCGGCCGGAGCGCCUCUGCACCCGCCGCCGCAGCACAAGCGCUCGCCCGGCGGCUUCCAGAGGCACUUCCAGGGAUCACCCAGGACAUCUACUCCAUUUGGUACAGCGCAUGGCAGAGGGAAAAGAGUGUCUAAUGAUGUGGAAAACUAUUACAGACCUUCAAUGCUUGAGGACCCAUGGGCUGGCCUAGAGCCAGUUUCUGUUACAGACAUAAACCAGCAAUACAGCAGUGAGCAAACAACAUUUACUGGUAAAAAGGGGAGGUAUUUCAGCUAACACUUUUAAAGGCCAAAUAACUCCAUCUUGUCAGGAAAACUUUGGGACAGAAUCUUUACACUUACACAAGAUGAACAGUACUCAAGACCUUAGAUAAUACUUUUAUUUCAUUACAUGUCCACCCUUUUAUCCUACCUUUUUUUAUUGCAUUGGAUAUUUUUAUGUAUGGAAGGCAAAAGGAGUGGUAGGAAAACUUAUAUUUCUGGCUAUGUGGAAGUGCCUGCCAGCUCUGAAGAACAGUGUUCUUUAAUCACCAGCGACUGAUUUGUGACUGUUAAAACAAGUUUCCAUAUACUUACCUCUCCUGUGUCAGAUUGUUAGCCUUUUAUUGUAAAGUCUCUUAGGGAGUGGUAUUUUUUAUGUUUCAACUUUUUUAGAAUGAAAUAACUUGGAAAUAAAAUAAAGUUUUGCAAAUCCUUGUUUUGUAAUGUAUAAAUAAUAUUUUAGGAGCUUUGUUAAGGUGUACACGUUAACACAGUAGUUCACAACACUGAAAUUAGGUGACUUCUGUAAAUAUGCUUGUAUGCUGUAGUUAACGUCUGGUUUUGUGCAUAGUAAUUUUUGUUAAUUACAGUGUAAUGUGAAAUUGAAACAUGACUUAUAGCCAUCUCAGGAAACAAAUGUAUUGGUUUUGGAAAGCUUGAUUUGUUGAAAAAACUCUUGAGUCACAAACUUAAUUCUGGAAUUACUUGCUUUUGUGUUUAAAAAUAUAUAUAUAUUUGGAUCAAUAUUAUAAAUUUCUGGAUUAUGGUAAUAAGUCUGUUCAGUGACAGUUUAAGUCUAAAGAACACAUGAAACAUCAAGCUUAAAUAAAUGUUCUUUCUGGAUGCUUACCUGCUAGAAUAGUACAGAAUGCAUGACAGUCUUUGUUGCACAGUUGAUGUUAGUACAUGCACAGCAUCUUUUUUUAAUCUGUUUUAUAUUUUUCAAUUAUUUUUUAUUUUUACUUACAUUAGGCAUUACUGCCAGGAGAAUUGUUUUGUGUGUGUACAUGCUAUAUUUUUAUACUGAAGAGGAAAGCAAUGAGUUGGGAUUUUUUAGAGCUUGUCUUUAUAUGGAAGAUCCAUGCUUAAAUCCAAGAGUGAAUAUCAUAAUCUAGAAUAGAAAAGAAAUAGUUCCACCUGCAGGCAUGUUCUUAACUUGCUAUGUUAAGCCUGCAGUAAUUAGAUAAAUUUUUGUUGAACGUACCUCUAUUUGUUCUGGAUUUUAAGCCAAGGUAGAGUGUAAAAACAUUAAAUAAAAGUGUUAGUUUAGUUUUCAAAAUACAUGUGUUCUUUUAAGCUUCUUACAUCCUCAAAACAUAUUUUUGUAGUCCUGAGGCGUGGUUAGGUAGAUAAGCACAGGAAAUCUCAUUAAACUGUUCUUAGUAACUUUUCUUUUGCUGAGGUGGAAUGGUCCUCUGUACUGUUUAUCUGUUUCAGCAUGAGAUGUGUUAGGUUAAUACUGCCUUCAGGAAGAGCUUCUAACUGUCGGGGGGGGGGGUUAAUAUGUUGAAAUGUCCUGAGUCUCUUGUACUCUUAGGACCACAAUCUAAAGUAUGUCACUUCUGUCUUCCCCCACUUGACCCUGUUAUUUUAGUAUUACAUCCAAAAAGGCUGCCUCAAGAACUGAGAACAUAAUGCCUGCUGGAUAUCAAGAAUGGUUGAAUCAUCCUGGAAUCAAAAAAUGGUGCCUUAAAUGGCAGCUCUCAGUAUUGUUAUCUGUAAUAGGUACCAGCGAAACUGAGAUGACUUGACAAGUUGUAGUCUUUAGAAUUUAUACAUAAGUUAAUGUCACUGUGAAAAUUAAAGUGUAAAGUUUUCUUUCCUUUGUUUUUUUUUUAAAUCUUGUCAGGUGCUGCA